AUGAAGAAGUUCGCCUUUCUCGCGUCGCUUUGCGGCCUUCUGUCUGCCGUUGCGGCUGUGACUCCCGUUGAGGUCCAGGGCUCGCAGUUUGUGAACCCGAAGACCAAGGCCCGUUUCCAGAUGAUUGGCGUCGACUAUCAACCCGGUGGUUCGUCUGGAUAUAAGCCGGAAAGCGGCAAGGACCCUUUAUCCAACGCCGAUGACUGUCUGCGAGACGCCAUUCUCCUCCAGCGCCUUGGUGUUAACACCAUCCGCAUCUACAAUCUUGACCCUUCGCUGAACCACGACGAAUGUGUCUCCAUCUUCAAUGCAGCUGGUAUCUACCUCCUGCUUGAUGUCAGUACUCCAAUCUACGGAGAAUACCUGAACCGUGCCGAACCAGGCCCUUCCUACACCAAGCAAUUCUUGACCCGUAUCUUCUCCAUGGUUGAAGCCUUCAAAGACUACCCCAAUCUUCUCGGUUUCUUUGGUGGUAACGAGGUCAUCAACGAAGAUGCUGCAAAGGAUGUUCCUGCUUAUAUUAGAGCUAUCCAGCGUGAUCUCAAGGACUACAUUGCUGCUCAUGCCAGCCGCAAGAUCCCUGUCGGGUACUCUGCUGCUGAUGUCCGUGAUAUACUAAAGGACUCUUGGAACUAUGUUACCUGCGACUCCUCUGAAGCCCCUUCUUCCAAUGCUGACUUCUUCGGUGUCAACUCUUAUUCCUGGUGCGGCGAUUCAAGCUACACUAAGAGCGGGUACGACAAGUUGGUAGAGAUCUUCUCAACGACCUCUGUCCCCGUUUUCUUCUCCGAGUAUGGCUGCAAUGAAGUGAAACCACGUAUCUUUACCGAAGUUCAAGCUGUGUACGGCCCAGAAAUGACCAAGGCCAUGUGCGGUGGCCUGAUCUACGAAUACUCCCAGGAAGACAACGAGUAUGGCCUAGUAAAACUUGGUGGAAAGGACAACACUACUCUCCUUGUUGACUAUGACAACCUGUACGGCCAGUUCAAGAAACUUGACAUCAAGAAACUCCAGUCUCUCGACCCAAGCACUACUACCGUCAAGCCACCGACCUGCAAAUCCAGCUUAAUCACUUCGGGCAACUUCCACAAGAAGUUCACCAUUCCAAAGAGGCCCUCUGGCGUCAAUGACCUUAUCAAGGACGGCAUCAAGAACCCUCCAAAGGGUAAGCUUGUUGAGGUCAAAAAGACCAAGACAGACACCAAGGUUUUCACCAAGGAUGGAAAGAUUCUCAGCAAUCUGGAGCUCAAGCUUCUGGAAGAUGACCAGGCUAACGUUCCUGGAGAGAACACAUCCGGCACUCCUACCGAAGACCCCAACGCCCCAGGCAGCUCCAAGCCUCCUCAUUCUGGUGCUGGAACAAACAUUUUCAAUUCCCACCUCACCUACAUCGUAGCUGGUAUUGUUGCGCUGGGACAGAUUGUUGUAUAA
Nannizzia gypsea CBS 118893 is the source of this 1431-nucleotide messenger RNA. Its product is annotated as 1,3-beta-glucanosyltransferase gel2. The transcript is spliced from 5 exons. The coding region runs from base 1 to 1431 and encodes 476 amino acids. Gene Ontology annotation, biological process: fungal-type cell wall (1->3)-beta-D-glucan biosynthetic process. Gene Ontology annotation, cellular component: fungal-type cell wall; cytoplasm. Lineage: Eukaryota; Fungi; Ascomycota; Eurotiomycetes; Onygenales; Arthrodermataceae. The record is from RefSeq and is a predicted model, not a curated record. Gene Ontology annotation, molecular function: 1,3-beta-glucanosyltransferase activity.